AUGACUUCCGACGCCCCUGCUUCGACUUCAUCCCCGCCACGCGAUCCAGCUGAGAUCAACAAACUAGUGACCGAACAGGAUGACCAGUCUUUCUACCAUCAUCCUUCCUGGUCGGAGCGAUGGUCACACCCCGAGUUUGUCGGCCACUUCCCGAGCAUUUGGCUCAAAGCCCCAUGGCUUGAACAGACCAAGCGAAGCCCAACAAGGUUCCUGUACCCGUCGCUAUGGCCCCUUGCCAUGGAUAGGCUGGCUAAAAUCAUGAAUUACUCCAUCGACUCUGAUCUUCACGCCGAAAUUCGAUGGAAGGAGCCUGAGGAUGAAGAGCCAGAUGCAGAUGCUGAGCGGUUGGUGAAGGAAACACAUAAGGAUGUUAUUUUUUCAGACAAACAGUUCUGGGAUGGAGCAAGUAUCGAGCAGGUUCGACAUCAUUAUGCUGAGUAUCUUCGUGCAAGCAAGGACCGGGGAGCUGGUCGAUUCGAAGGCUGCCUUUUCAUUGAUGAGCGGUCGCUGAAGUCAAUCGUUGCUAGUCCUGACCCUCAGCCCUGGCUCAAGGGGAAAAGGCCUAAGCAGCCCAUUCGGCCUUGGGGUUUUGUUGGUAUGAUCGAUGGGCGGUAUCCGGAGAAUCGGUAUGAGCCGGGAUAUACUGGCUAUAUGCGGGUGGAAAUUCUUUCCCUGUGGUCUCUCUAUGAUGAGUUGAGAUUCAAACACAUGCAGGAGCUUUGCCCCUCUGUUCCUGAUGGAUUAAUUCCGUUUUAUGACAGUGGGACUGGGAAAGCGCAAGACGAGGAGGGAAACUUUUUUCCAACGGCGGCUGAUCGAACGCCUCGACUGUUUUGA
This is a messenger RNA of Penicillium cosmopolitanum, 837 nucleotides long. RefSeq lists its product as uncharacterized. Lineage: Eukaryota; Fungi; Ascomycota; Eurotiomycetes; Eurotiales; Aspergillaceae. The transcript has 2 exons. The record is from RefSeq and is a predicted model, not a curated record. Bases 1 to 837 code for a protein of 278 amino acids.